CUUUCUCCUUCACAUUGAUAAAAGAAGAGCCAUGAUCCCAUCAGAGGUUGCAGAAAUCAACUACCUUGUUUCUUCAGACAAUUUCAUGAUCAGCCCAUGUCCAUUUCCCUCUACUAACAUGACUGCACCACUCCAUUUCAGCAGUUUCUUGGGCGGGAACUUCCCCAUUGGUCAAGCAGCUUCUCCUCCUUUACACGGCUAUAACUCGACCUCAGAUGAAGCAGAUGAGCAGCAGACAUAUGUUGUUGAUGAGAGGAAGCAGAGGAGGAUGAUUUCCAACAGGGAGUCAGCAAGGAGAUCGAGGAUGAGAAAGCAGAAGCAUCUCGACGAACUUUGCUCGCAAGUCAUGCGAUUGAGGAUGGAGAACCAAAGCCUUGUUAACAAGUUAAACCAUGUGGCUGAGUGCCAUGAAAAGAUCCAGAAAGAGAAUGUUAGGCUCAAGGAAGAAACUUCUGGCCUUCGUCAGAUGAUUUCUGAUAUCAGAAUUGGCAGCCCUUUCUCUCUUUUGGUUGGGGAUCUUGACGAUGUUAACUGCAACACUGCUCAUCUCAGAGCAGAGUCAUCCAACCAAAGCAUGACAGCAUCGUCGAGUUUUCUUCACUGAGAAUCCUCCUAUUAGUUCCUUCUUUCAUUUUUAACUUUUUGGCGUAUGCUUUACGUGAUGUUCUCAUCUUGUAUCGAUGUAUCUGUAAGAGAUCAUAGUCUACUUGCGAAAAUAAUGACUGAUAAACUCUGUUCUUCUAA
This is a messenger RNA of Impatiens glandulifera, 744 nucleotides long. RefSeq names its product basic leucine zipper 43-like. The record is from RefSeq and is a predicted model, not a curated record. The coding region runs from base 32 to 604 and encodes 190 amino acids. NCBI's taxonomy places the organism in Eukaryota, Viridiplantae, Streptophyta, Magnoliopsida, Ericales, Balsaminaceae. Gene Ontology annotation, biological process: regulation of DNA-templated transcription. Gene Ontology annotation, molecular function: DNA-binding transcription factor activity. The transcript has a single exon.